Messenger RNA from Macadamia integrifolia, 1727 nucleotides. RefSeq names its product probable protein phosphatase 2C 74. Lineage: Eukaryota; Viridiplantae; Streptophyta; Magnoliopsida; Proteales; Proteaceae. Gene Ontology annotation, biological process: protein dephosphorylation. Gene Ontology annotation, molecular function: cation binding; protein serine/threonine phosphatase activity. The record is from RefSeq and is a predicted model, not a curated record. The coding region runs from base 90 to 1322 and encodes 410 amino acids. The transcript is spliced from 5 exons. Gene Ontology annotation, cellular component: nucleus; cytosol.
UGAACAGAUUCCCACCUGGCUAUCUCAGCUUAUGAAACAAGAAAGGAUAGAAUUGAAGAUAGAGAAAAAGAAGAGUAACAACAUCGAUUAUGAUUCAUAUAGAGGAGUUUCUUUGGUGUUUCUCUAUUAUUUCUUUCUGUUUUCACUUACUUCAUGGCUUCACUAGGGUUUUCUACAUGACCUUAACUUGUAAUCCUUCUUCUUCUUCAUCGCCUCCUACUCUUCCGUGGAUGCACUUCUGCUCUCCACUUCCGGUCAUGAACGGCGGCAAGACUCGAGCUUUGAAGAAUUAUUCCAGGAAUAGAAAUCAAGAAGUGGAUUCGAAAUCUAUAAGGCAGGAAGAGGUAAGAAAUACUUUUUGUUUCGAGAUGAAAGGGAGCUCUGAAGAGAAAUCGCCGUCGAGUAAUAGUAGAGAGGUGGUUAAAGUAUCUACUAAGGCUUGGAAGAGGCCAUCAAGGAUUAGUAUACCCAAGCCUUCAGUUGUUACUGAUUUUGGUGAUGUGGGUGAGGUUUUAGACAAUAAGGACUUUGAAGUUCAAGGUAGAGAUUUCUUUCUAGCUAGUAGAAGAGGAAGAAGAGCGGUCAUGGAAGAUGGAUUUAGUGUUAUAACUGAUAUCUUGGGAGAUCCUAAGCAGUCAUUUUAUGGUGUCUUUGAUGGGCAUGGAGGCCGUGCAGCUGUUGAUUAUGCUACUGAAAAUUUAGGGAAGAAUAUUGUAGUAGCUAUUGGUGAGGUUGGCGAAGCAGAAGGUCAGGUAGAACAAGCUAUUAGGAAUGGCUAUUUGACCACAGAUAAAGAUUUUCUUAGUAAGGGUCAAUGCAGUGGAGUAUGUGUAGCUACUGUAAUCUUGAAGGAUGGAGAAUUAUAUGUAGCAAAUGCUGGUGAUUGUAGAGUAGUUCUGAGUAGGAAGGGAGUUGGGGACGCAUUAACAAGUGACCACCGUGUUAACAGAGAAGAUGAGCUCUUUCGAAUUCAAAACUUGGGUGGUUAUGUGAGUUGUCGCAAUGGAGUUUGGAGAGCUCAAGAUUCAUUAGCAGUAUCUAGAGCAAUAGGAGACUUGAGUUUGAAGGAAUUGAUAAUAUCUGAACCAGAGAUUAAGAAGCUUCAUUUAACAUCGGAUUGUGACUUUCUGAUAGUGGCUUCUGAUGGACUGUGGGAUAAGGUAAGUAAUCAAGAGGCAGUUGAUGUUGUCUCAAGGCACAAGAUCACCUUAGAAUCAUGCAAAAAGCUGGUAGAUAUGUCUUCUAGCAGGGGCAGCAAGGAUGAUACAACAGUAAUGGUGAUCAAUCUUCAAAAUUUUGUGAGAUCAGGUGAACCACCAUGAUCAGAUAGUCAUGGUUAACCUCUUGUGAUGAGAAGAAGGAACUGCAUACAAAACAAUGAAGAUGAUAUAGCUUUUCUUUUUAAUUUUUAUAGUUUUAAAUUUCAUAAGAAUGAUGUAAACAAGGUGACCCAUCUGGCGCAAAAAGAGUGGAGUACCAAAGAAAGAACGGGGAGUGGCAAUCACUUGAGAAAGUAUAGAGAUUGGGAGAUAAAGAAUGAUGAAGGUAAAUAAUAAGUUGAGGUCUUUUGCAAACAGUCUAGAAUUGGAUAGAUUAUAGAACUUUGAUCAUGGGCUCCAAGGAUGGGGCAUUAUAGCUGUGGAACAAAUCUUGUACAUAUCAAAUUUACCCUUUUUUUCGGAUAUUAUUUGCCCUUUUUUUUGUCAAGUAUUAUUUAGUUCACAUUA